Osmerus eperlanus (European smelt) is the source of this 2150-nucleotide messenger RNA. It is a transcript of the gene fance, whose product is annotated as FA complementation group E. Gene Ontology annotation, biological process: interstrand cross-link repair. The transcript has 10 exons. The record is from RefSeq and is a predicted model, not a curated record. The coding region runs from base 25 to 1656 and encodes 543 amino acids. Gene Ontology annotation, cellular component: Fanconi anaemia nuclear complex. NCBI's taxonomy places the organism in Eukaryota, Metazoa, Chordata, Actinopteri, Osmeriformes, Osmeridae.
CUGAGAGAGUGAAGUGUGCCGUAAAUGUUCCGGAGAAUAAUGUCUAGUGCUAAACGUGAAAUGAAAGAGAAUGACUAUCGGGAAUGUUUGAGCGAAAAGUUGUUUUCCAAGAGGGCUACUAAGUCAAAUACUUUGUUGCAACGAUUUGACGGAAGAUCGAUGUUACUGCUGCGUGCACUACUAUCAGGAGAUGCUAGCAGAGCUAUGUGGGUCUACCGGCGACAGCGACGUCUUGACCCCGACCUUACCCUGCACACUUUUCUGAAGACCCUUUGCCAGGAUGAAAUCUGUAAUGACAAGGAUUCUCUACCUUUGACGGCCAAACCACUGGUGUGCCUGUUCCCAGAGGCAUUCCAACACACCCUGUUAUCGUUCAUCCAUAUUAUCUACGCAACGCUUCCUGGGACCAUAAUACUACGGCUGAUAGACUGCCUUAUGCAGCAGCCCACUCCAAACCCCUGGACCACAUCCCUGGUAGGACAGCUGAAGAGAGACCUAGGAGACCCAGAAGAGGGGUCCCUCGUUACUCCACAAUGUGCAGAGAGGCUAAGAAAGCUGAGUGAGCAUUUAGGUGGUGUAGGGAAUCCAACAGGCUGGACUUUAUACUUUAGCAGUCUAGCAAAGCCCCAGACGUCCUCAGAAGGACCGGAGUUACCAGAUAGGAUCUCUCAAAGAAAGAGGAAAAGCAGCUUUGUGGAUGUGGACCCAGACACUGAGGGAGAGGCCCAGCAGCGGAAGAGGCUGAAGAGAGAACUGUGUUCUGUUGAGGGCCCUUGCAGCAGUAACAACCCCACAGUACAGACAGAUGGAUUAACAGGCAUAAAUGAUGCUAUCGCAGUAGAGGUCAAUGUGGAUUCUGUACUGAAGGUUGUGGUAGACUAUUCAAUUAACUCCUUGCCUGACCACAUUAAGGGUUCUACCUCUCAAAUCAAAGAAUUACUAGAAAACAAGAUGGAGUGGGACCAGAGCUCUGUAGAUGUCCUCAAGGUGCUGAAUGAAUGUGACCCACCCCAGAUGGAGGUGUUGUGUGGAAUGUUGAGAUUGUCUGAGUUACCAGAGCAAACCCUGCUCCCGCUCUGUAGCGCUCUGCUGACACUCUCCCCUGACCUCAGCUACAGCUCAGCAGUCACCCUCAUCCGGCACCUUCUACUGACGAAGGUCGUCUCACUCUCAGAAGCUGCCUCCAGGUGUCUAGUUAGUGCAGUGAAGUCUCUGUGCAGUCGCUACCCGCGGCCGACCUGCCACGCCCUGAUUGGACCUGUCCUACAGCAGGGGCGGACUGGCAGUGCACAGGCGGUGCUAUUUAACAGACUCAUUGAAGACUGCUUUGAGCCUCAUUACAGAUUGCUUCUGUUUGAGAUGACAUUCAAAGUGGUGUGGAGCGAGGAACUUCUCACAGUCAUCCACGGUUUGCUGGACUCAAAGCUCGGGCUAAAUGAAGAACUAUUCACACAAUUCACUGAGCAGCUUAACAGCCAGGCCCAUCUUUUCACCAAGUCCAUGAAAUUUGCCAAGAUGAUGCUGACUGUACUCACCAAAUAUAACAAUCAUGUAACCUUAGCACACAAACAGUCUCUCUCCUGCUGCUUGUCCUCAAGUGAGACUUUCUUGAAGAAGUCACUCCAGGCUGCCUUGAAAAGGAUCAGUCCCACAUGAAAUAUGAUGCUUUGUAAUAAACAGAUACAAAAGAAUGACCAGUGUAUAACGUUGGUUUGAUGUUGGAUAUUCAGACACCUAAGUCACCUCUACUCCAUGUUCACCCGAGGUUAUAAUCAGAAUGCAACAAUCUUUACAACUGGCCGACCAGUCAACGCAUACAAUUAGGAACCGUUAAACUACAGAUUACAAAUGUCAAGUCAAUAGCUUUUCAUCCACAUGAACUAUCAACAUAAAUCUGAAUGUCAAAGACAUUAUCAAAAUAUUCAAGAUGCAUACUUGUCCCAUACCCAUUGGUUUAAUCACCACAGUAUUUGAAUAUUUUGAAAUGUAGGUAAACUAAUUAUUUCAAUAGCUCCUGGACAAAGUUAUUUCUAACCUCUUUAACAUUUGUUAUAAAUAAUGGACAAAGUUGGCACAGGCUUUGGCUUACCUGCAAAUACAUUUAUAGUUUACUAUAAAUGUUGCAAGAUUGAUCAUUUACUACAACUCUU